Molecule: messenger RNA, 4671 nt
Organism: Acipenser ruthenus (sterlet)
Lineage: Eukaryota; Metazoa; Chordata; Actinopteri; Acipenseriformes; Acipenseridae
Product: ribonucleoside-diphosphate reductase large subunit
Exons: 19
Coding region: 162-2534 (790 amino acids)
Biological process (GO): DNA replication; deoxyribonucleotide biosynthetic process
Cellular component (GO): ribonucleoside-diphosphate reductase complex
Molecular function (GO): ATP binding; ribonucleoside-diphosphate reductase activity, thioredoxin disulfide as acceptor
Source: RefSeq, a predicted model, not a curated record
AGUCCUAUACUUGCUGGCGCACAAAGGUGCGCGCGGGUUACUCUGGUGUUUCUGGGAGAAGGUUAUAGUUCUUUGUGAGGGAGACAGCAGUGAAUAAGUUGUAUUUAUUCUAUUUAACGUACAGUUUAUUUCAAUUUUAAUAUAAACAAUAACUUGUCAAGAUGCACGUGAUUAAGAGAGAUGGACGGCAGGAACGAGUCAUGUUUGAUAAAAUUACUUCCCGCAUCCAGAAGCUCUGUUAUGGGCUCAAUGCAGACUUUGUUGAUCCUACCCAGAUCACCAUGAAGGUAAUCCAGGGGUUGUACAAUGGAGUCACCACAGUGGAGCUGGAUACUCUAGCAGCUGAGACUUCAGCCACUCUGACAACCAAGCACCCAGACUAUGCCAUCCUGGCAGCUAGGAUUGCUGUCUCCAACCUUCACAAGGAAACCAAGAAGGUUUUUAGCGAGGUGAUGGAGGAUCUGUAUAACUACGUCAACCCCUUGAAUGAACGCCACUCUCCCAUGAUUGCCAAGGAGACGUAUGACAUUGUCCUGGCAAACAAGGAUCGCCUUAACUCUGCCAUCAUUUUUGAUAGAGACUUCUCCUACAACUUCUUUGGGUUUAAGACACUGGAGCGUUCCUACCUCUUAAAGAUUGAUGGCAAAGUGGCUGAGAGACCCCAGCACAUGUUGAUGAGGGUGUCUGUUGGGAUCCACAAGAAUGACAUUGAUGCUGCUAUUGAAACCUACAACCUCCUCUCUGAAAAGUGGUUCACCCAUGCCUCCCCCACCCUCUUCAAUGCCGGAACUAACAGACCACAGCUUUCCAGCUGUUUUCUGUUGAGUAUGAAGGAUGACAGCAUCGAAGGGAUCUAUGACACGCUGAAGCAAUGUGCCUUGAUCUCCAAAUCUGCCGGGGGUAUAGGGGUGGCUGUCGGCUGCAUCCGAGCCACUGGAAGCUACAUUGCUGGGACAAAUGGAAACUCUAAUGGUCUGGUUCCCAUGCUGAGGGUUUAUAACAAUACUGCUCGUUACGUGGAUCAGGGAGGCAACAAGAGACCCGGUGCAUUUGCCAUAUACCUGGAGCCCUGGCAUUUUGACAUCUUUGAUUUCUUGGAGCUGAAGAAGAACACAGGAAAAGAUGAGCAGAGAGCCAGAGACCUCUUCUACGGUCUCUGGAUCCCUGAUCUCUUCAUGAAGAGAGUCGAGGACAAUGAGGACUGGUCCCUGAUGUGUCCCAGUGAUUGCCCAGGACUGGAUGAGUGCUGGGGAGAGGAGUUUGAGAAACUCUACACCAGGUAUGAGAAGGAGGGUCGUAUCCGCAAGAAGGUGAAGGCUCAGCAGGUGUGGUAUGCAAUCAUUGAGUCGCAAACGGAGACCGGCACGCCCUACAUGCUUUAUAAAGACGCCUGCAACAGAAAGAGCAACCAGCAGAAUCUGGGAACCAUCAAGUGCAGCAACCUGUGCACUGAGAUUGUAGAAUACACCAGCCAGGAUGAGGUGGCUGUGUGUAACCUGGCCUCCAUAGCUCUCAACAUGUACGUCACGCCUGAACGCACUUUCGACUUCAAAAAACUGGCCUCUGUCACAAAGGUCAUUGUGAGGAACUUGAACAAAAUUAUCGAAAUCAACUUCUACCCUAUCCCUGAGGCUGAAUACUCAAACAAGCGUCAUCGGCCUAUUGGGAUUGGAGUUCAGGGUCUGGCUGACGCCUUCAUUUUGAUGCGCUUCCCCUUCGAGAGUGCGGAGGCUCAGCUCCUCAACAUUCAGAUCUUUGAGACCAUUUACUACGCCGCGCUGGAGGCGAGCUGUGACCUAGCCAAAGAGCUUGGGCCCUAUGACACCUAUGAGGGCUCCCCAGUCAGCAAAGGGAUUCUACAGUAUGACAUGUGGGAGAAAACCCCUACUGACCUCUAUGACUGGAAAGCACUGAAGGAGAAGAUUGCAAAACAUGGUGUACGCAACAGUCUGCUGCUGGCUCCCAUGCCCACAGCCUCCACAGCCCAGAUCCUGGGUAACAAUGAGUCUAUCGAGCCCUACACCAGCAACAUCUACACCCGCAGAGUCCUCUCUGGGGAGUUCCAGAUUGUAAAUCCACACUUACUGAAGGACCUGACAGAACAAGGGCUUUGGAAUGAAGAGAUGAAGAAUCAAAUCAUUUCUCAGAACGGAUCCAUUCAGGCCGUCUCUGAAAUCCCAAAUGACAUCAAGGAGCUCUACAAGACCGUGUGGGAGAUCUCUCAGAAAACCAUCCUCAAGAUGGCGGCUGACAGGGGGGCAUAUAUUGAUCAGAGCCAGUCGCUGAACAUCCACAUUGCAGAGCCAAACUAUGGCAAGCUCACCAGCAUGCACUUCUAUGGCUGGAAACAGGGGUUAAAGACUGGCAUGUACUACCUGAGGACAAAGCCAGCUGCUAACCCAAUCCAGUUCACGUUAAACAAGGAGAAGCUAAAGGAGAGCGAGUCUGUGACGAUUGAUACCAUGGAGAUGAACAAGGCAGCCAUGGUGUGCUCUCUGGAGAACCGAGACGACUGCCUGAUGUGCGGUUCUUAAAUCUCCCCGUUGGCUUGUCCUUACCAGACUGCUCGGAUGUAAAUCAUUUUCAGUGACCUAAACCUUGGAUGUGGGAGAGGGGCACAAUCCUACAAUACUUGCUGCACAUGCUCUAUAUCCACCAUCAACAGAAUUGUGACUAUUGUAUACCCAGUAAGGUGAUUUGGUGACAGGGACAGGUUUUUGUUUUGCAAGAGUAAAUGCAGCUCUUGCUUGAUUUAAGAUGGAUCUAUUGGUUUGCAGUGUUAAUCACAAACACAGUAAAUACAUUUUGCAAAGAUGACUGCCUCCUGCGGUCUUUGCUUAAGAUGUAUGUAUGUAUGCUUGCUUGCUUACUGUACAAUUUUACUUAAAGGGGUAGGCAUAUGGCUGUCCACAUAAAGCACUUGUCUGUUACAGUAUUGUCACAGUUAAAUAAUUAAACAGUAAUUUCAAAAUUUGAGCAUAUUUUGGGGUGACUGAUAAGAACACUGAACUCGUUUGUAUUUCUUUUGUACAUUUUUUUAUAUAUACAUACAUACGUACACACACUUUGAUCUUUUUCACAACGUUACUUGUACUUCUCUAAAGUUACCUAAAUGUUUCGAGGUAAUAAAUAAUGAGUUGGUUUGAUUGCAGGUAUUAGACUGCUGUGCAAAAGUCUUUAGACAUGUAGCAUUUUUCUACUCUGAUGCAUUAUGAGCAUGAACAAUUUAGUUAAAGCCUCCACUAGUGUUUUCUACUAUUAUAGCAACCUUGACUUGCAUAAAGAAGGAAACACAUUGACUGAAAUAGCUUGUAUCAUUUGAUUUUCAAGGUGUAGUAUCCGAAGCAUAAUCAACAAGUACAGAGAAACAUCAUCUGUAAUUGAGAAACCCAGGACUGGAAGACCCAAAAAGCUGUCUGACAAGGAUGAGCAAUACUUGAAGAUAAUACCUUAAGGAAUAUAAAGAAGACAAGCGUUGAAUUGACAACAGAACUGGCAGAAGGCACAGGUGUCGUUGUCCAUCCAUCAACCUUUGACCAUUGUUCCAUAGUUCAAUUUCUGUGUUAUUGUGCAUAUCUUUAGUCUUGUUUCCCUUUCUUAACGGAGGUAUUCUUACUGCAACACAUCCUUUAAGUCCUGAUUUCAAGAGUGACCUUCGUACUGUUCAUGGGUGGACAACGACUUCAAGUAUUGCUCAUCCUUGUUAGACAGCUUUUUGAGUCUUACCAGUCCUGGGUUUGUCAAUUACAGAUGAUGUUUCGCUGUACUUGUUGAUUAUGCUUCGGAUACCACACCUUGAAAAUUGAGUCCUGCAAGCUAUUUCAGUCAAUGUGUUUCCUUCUUUAUAAUGCAUGCAUCAGAGUAGAAAAAUGCAGCAUGUCUAAGAUUUUUGCACAGCAGUGUAUAUAUCUCUAUCUUCACAGAUUAUUACUAAUCUUGGACUACCUAAAGGUACUUUAGAAAAGGUGGUCCAAUAUUAGUGUUAAAUCAUCCGAUUUGUACAUUUCUUAAACUUUUUUUUUUCUCUUUUUCCAAGAAUCUGAAUUGGAUGGUAUACAUUGUGAUUAACAACAAAACUAUAUCCUUACUGUUUUAAGGUCAGUUACCAUCUGAUCCUGAUACAAACUUGUAGUUUCCUAGAAAGCGGACUACAAAUUACAUCUGCAUUUUUAUGUAAUACAGGUUAACGCAAAUAACAAGGUCUCCUAACUGGUUCUAGACUAGUGUUGUUAUAAAGCGGUGUGGGUACAAGGGUACAGUACCUACGGUUUGUUUGUUCGUUUAUUUUAUAGUUCUAGUUACUUAUAAAAUGUUAGCUAACUUGAAAGCUGCAACUGUUUUAAGAGCUGAAAACAAUUCAAAAGGUCUAAUUAAGCUAAUUAUUAGUUCAAUUAAGGGGCUAGUUAAGUAAAUGAGAGUUCAGUUGGAGUGAAAACCAGAAGAUGCAGGGGUCCACAGGACCAGGGUUGGAAACCACUGGUAUAAGAGCAUAAAUGCACAUAUCUGUAGGUUGCACUCUAGUUAAAACAAGGUAUGGGCACAAGGUCAUUUUUUAAACUUCAAUGUAUUGUGAAAUUCCCUCGUCUGUAAUAAAUGAAAAUAUAUAUUUCCUGUCUGUUUGCUGUAUUGUAAUAACUGAGGGAGGGAUGGAAUAAAUGUUUUUGUAUUCCA